Messenger RNA from Rotaria sp. Silwood2, 885 nucleotides. The record is from the annotation of a GenBank genome assembly. NCBI's taxonomy places the organism in Eukaryota, Metazoa, Rotifera, Eurotatoria, Philodinida, Philodinidae.
AUGAAUCAGUCAAUUUUAAACCAUUUAUUUCUUCCACAUUAUUUACCAUUCUCUGCUGCUGAUGAUUAUCUACUUCAAAACAAUCAUGAGAAUGAAUACAUGUUGUUAGAAUGUAUGGAGGAAUAUUUAAAUUCAUUUGCAUCAACGGAUGUAUCAGAUUCGUUACCAAUACUUCGCAUUCUUGCCGAGUGUGCGCAACGUUGGUCUGCUCUGCAAGACCCGAAAAAUAUCUCCGUGUCAAAGUUACAAUCUGCAAUUGAGCGAUUACCAUCGGGAGGUUUUCUUCCUCUUUAUUUUUAUGCUCAAAAUGCUGCAAUAUUGAUUGAAAUGGAUGAAAGUGAUAACAAUCAACCAAUAAUUUCAUCAUGGCAAGUCUCAUUGCCAAGUACACAAAUAACUUCAUCUUUUGUACUUCAUCUUUCCUGUUUUCCUGUAAGAACAUACAGAUUGAAUAAUCGAUCUCAGCUGAUGUCCAAAGUUCAUUGUGAAUUGUUGGUAGAUUUUAUGGUCAACACUAUUGAAUAUUCUAAAUCUUAUAAAUCCUCUCGCGAAGUUGAUGAAACACGUGAAUUACCAGAAUCACAUUAUGAAUGUCAAUGGUGGAUUCAGCACUUUAAACGGCUAAAAAUCGAAAACAACUCAAAUACAUUCAUUCAAUUCAAGAAAAAACAUCGUGAUCAUGUUAGAUGGAAUUAUGCAUCAUUAUCUUUUCGACGAUCUGGUUUAUGGAUGACAAUUAAAGUAGUUUUUCAGACCAUUCUAACCAAGCGUCUGAAACAUAUGGGUACUAUUGUUUAUAAAUUAUUGAUUACUAGUUUCCUUACACAUGUUAAAAUAUCCAUUGGUUUAUUAGUUCAUUGCAUUCGAAAAUUGUACGAAGAUUAA